Diaporthe batatas is the source of this 2605-nucleotide messenger RNA. RefSeq lists its product as uncharacterized. Lineage: Eukaryota; Fungi; Ascomycota; Sordariomycetes; Diaporthales; Diaporthaceae. The coding region runs from base 147 to 1028 and encodes 293 amino acids. The transcript has 3 exons. The record is from RefSeq and is a predicted model, not a curated record. Gene Ontology annotation, biological process: DNA recombination.
CCAGCCAAUGUCACUGCCACUCAACACAACAUGUGAAAUGAACCCAAUGCACCCGUUUGAUUGAAUCAUGGAACCCAAAGUCCCCAUCAAUGCAACCUGAGCCCCUUCUCUGAAAGAUCGCCGUGCCCUGCCCCGCGAUUUUGAGGAUGAACACACCAGCCGCCAAGCGCAGGCGCGUCGACGCCGCCAACGCAACCUUCAGAAAGCCGUUUCACUCGCCGCUGCUUAAGAGGCAGCCAGGCGCGGGGGACAAUGGCACGCCAGGGCCCAGCACGACGCCGGAAACAAACAGCAACAAGCGGUCGUUCGACGAGGUCUACUCGCCAAGCUCACCCUCGGUCGCCAGACAGCAGCCCCAAGCAGCAAGCCCGCUGAACAGACCCGGCCAUGGCCGACCCACCGAGUCAUCCCCAAAGCCGUCCUCCCCCUUGGUUGCGCGAAAGGAGAAACGUGUGAAAGAGCGCAGGGCUGCCGGCCCAGGUGACGAAGACGAUGACAAAGACGACAACCCAUUCCUCGCGCUCGCGAGGGCCCACAGGACUCGGAAGGCUGCGGCUGAGCGGGAUGCCAUCGUGAAGGACCUGGACCGGCGGCUGGACCUGGUGAGGCAGGCUCGGGAGAUCGAGGCCGCGUCGGAGCGGAGACGCCCCGGGGAGCCGGUGGACCAGGAGCUGAGGGAUCUUGUGGCCAGGUGGAGGGCCGCGGGGAGGGCUGCUGCCGAGGAGCUUUUUGAGACUGUGAAGGAGAGGGUUGAUAACGCUGGGGGCCCCAAGGCAUGGAGGGAGAUGCAGCAGAGGCAGAUGGAGUUCUACCGGGGCUUUGACCAGGAUCCACCUGCUAAAUCGAGAGACUCUGACGAGGACUCUGACCGCGAGUUCUCUCAGGAUGUCCAAGCCCACCUGGAGGGGGUCGGGGAGGAGGAGGAGGAGGAUGAAACUGACUUCAACAUGGGUCACAUGCUCCAAAGCUUGAAUAUAGACUUUUCGCUUCUGGGAUACGACGAGAAAGAAGACAAAUGGAUCAAUUAAAUUCGAACGUCUCCGUCUGCCUAUCACUACGUUGUGCGAUACUGUCACACAGUUCGCUGGUCAUGACAUUACUUAUAGUAGUGCAGGUGGAUCUCCGUAUCGCUCCAUAGUCACCUACAUCUGUGAGAGACUUGGAGUCACUCAGGAAGUCGAUCUCGACAGGAUCGUGAGCCCCUGAAGGCCCCUUGGUACCGCUUGCACUCCUCCACAUCCCUCACCCUAGGGGACCAAACCCGCGAGGUAGACUCCCAACGCAGAGACUACGGGGUCUGGCAGUGACAAGCACAUACAAGUAAGUUUUCCGUCUUGAGAAUGAAUGCUACUCAAUAGGAUUUCAAGUGGGGUACAGCUGUCGACCUGAUGCUACUUUUCUCCCUCCAUCAACUCAGUCUCAGACGUCUGCGGUACAUGAUGAAAGACGACAUCUGGGGCAGCUCCUAGAAAUAACCAAAUAAUAAACAUGACCUCCAUUGUGUCCAAAACGCCAGCCGACAAUAUCUUCAUUCCUUUGCACUCAAAACACUGCCGUGAGCCCUACUCGACAUCAACAACGACCUCCCUCCCAGCCCCAGCAGCAACAAACAACAGCCCAGCCCGGACGGCCCCCUUCCAGACCUCAAGCUCAGCCUCGUCCCUCGGCGCGUAGACCAUCACAUACCCGAGCGGCAGCCCGGCGACCCCGCUGAGCCGGUGCCGCUCCGCCCAGCCCUUGCGCGUGAGCUCCUCCGCGUCCGCGAGGCUGACGGUGACGUGCGAGCUCGCCUCGGGGUGCACGUGGGCCAGCUCCCCCCGCGUGGCCCACAGGUACCCCGGCGGCGCGGGUACCGCCGGGUCCAGCCACAGCGCGGGCGUGCCGGCGCCCUCGAGCCCGGACGGCCGGAGCUCCAGCACGCCGUGGUUCCGCGCCGCCAGCUGCCCCAGGAACGCCGUCAUGCGCGCCCGCGUGUCGGCCCCGCCCUGCUGCGUGACCUGCCGCUGCGGCGCCACGUACCCGGGGACGUCGGGCCUGUCGCCCGCCCGCCGCGGGAGGGGGCCCGCCGCCGCCGCCAGGAACGGCGUGGUGCCGUGCGGCUCGUAGGCCUUCUGGUUGCGGGGCCUGCGGAAGGGAUCCGCGCUCCGCGUGUCCCAGCUCGCGAUGAGCUGCAGCAGGCCCUGCAUCGCCCAGCCGAGCGGGUUGUAGGGCAUGCCCCCCGGCCCGAGGGCCAGGUAGCCCCUGUAGCUCUUGAGGGCGUAUGAGGCCGUCGGGACCGACACGGCGAGGGCUACCGCGAGGGCUGUCAUGGUGCGAGGGUUGUUCUGCAGCUGUUGGGGGAUGGCGAUGUUGUGGCUGCUGAGGCGGGAUGCGAGGGCCGAGAUGCUGUUGGACGCCAUGAUGGCUGUUUUUUGCAUGUGACUCCUGGUGAUGUUGAUCACCACGAAGAAGAAAGGCCUUUCUUUGGCUGACAGGCGAUUCUGGGUAUAAUACUAAAGUGCCGGCAGAGCUGCAGGGCUGCGUGAUGUUUCAAUGGGCUAUUUGAAGGGCGCUGACAGGUUCGGGUCAUGUAACUUGGACCUUACUAAGUCAAUCCUUUGGUCUG